This is a messenger RNA of Myzus persicae (green peach aphid), 1327 nucleotides long. RefSeq lists its product as uncharacterized. Gene Ontology annotation, cellular component: ciliary transition zone. Bases 259 to 924 code for a protein of 221 amino acids. The transcript is spliced from 3 exons. The record is from RefSeq and is a predicted model, not a curated record. Gene Ontology annotation, biological process: cilium assembly. Lineage: Eukaryota; Metazoa; Arthropoda; Insecta; Hemiptera; Aphididae.
AUUAUUUGUUUACACUUUUUUCAUUUGGAGUUUGGAGAAAAUAUUUUGUAAUCUCUUCACUUUUGUACCUUUACCUAUUCUGAAUAGUCCUAUUAUAAGAAUUAUGAAUUAAUAUUAUAAUUAUUACAGUUCAAUUAUAUUUUGAUUAUGAACUUGUUUAGAACAGUAAAAGAAUAUACAUUCUUUAUACGAUUUUGUUAUAAUUUUUAAAGCAUUUAUGAACGGUGAUGUAACCAUAACUUGAUUUUCCAACAAAAGAUGGACACUAGUCGCAAUACAGUUGCAGCCAUAUUAGAAGAAGUGAGAGAUGAUGUGCAAAGUUCAACUAGUCGUUUAUCACAUCCAAUCCGCCCAACGAGCACUAAUGAUGCUAAUAAAAUUGUCAUUUAUGUUCAAGACAAAAAUCGUUUUGUGAAGACUGAACAGCAUGAUUUCUUUAAUCAUGUAAAUGAUCAUCCACCUUCUUCAGAGAACUACAAUAAUUUACGUCCAAUAGCAGCAAGAGUUCAAAGGGUAUUUGCAUCUUUAGGCACUGUCAGUCAAGGUCUUCUAGCAGGAGUAGCGUUAGCACAAUUAUUUUUGGGUGAAGCAUCUCAACGAUCACCAUUAAUAUUGAUGUCAUUUUUCUUAUUAUCGACUAUAUGUAUGUGCACAGUUCUAGAUAUUUUUGACUUGUACAGAUGUGAGAGCUUCAAACCAAAAUAUAUUUUAGUAUUAUUCUUAAGUGUAUUAACAGCUUUAGCUGCAUUUGCAUGUACUACAUAUGAUACAGCUAUUAUGUCAGGUAGCAAAGUGGAAGCCAAAGUUUCGGAGACUUGGCGAGCAUUAAACUGCUGUCGAUGUUAUGGUGCUGUUCUUGGAUGGAUUAUUAUUAUUAUUAUGAAACCUAAAGAUCAAUUAGCAGAAUUUUUAAAUAUUGAUUAAUUUUUAAGUUAAAAAAUAUGAAAAUUCACUAAACAUAUUCACUAUUUUACAUUUGGGUAUUAUGGAGUGUGUUAGGAGAAGAUUAAUACAAGAAAUUCACAAAUGUGAAAAUCAAAUACAUCAGUUAAUGUUUAUGAGUUUUUAGAUUGAUCCAUUUACUGUAGAGUGUCCUAGUAUAAAGCCAAAUCACAUCUAAAUUGCACAUCACAGUAUUGUCAGCCUGGCUUAACAAAGGGCUUAUGGAUCAGUUUUUUGAGUGGAAUCCCAUAAUGAAAUACUAAGGCCCCAAAAAAAACUCAGGACAGCAUUGACCCCUGUAAAAAAAUUACCUAUAAUUUAAUAUUUCUAUAAAUACUUUAUGGGGUCACUUCUCCUUAUAAAGACCAGGAAAACUCCAAACAAA